Fopius arisanus is the source of this 4806-nucleotide messenger RNA. Its product is annotated as unconventional myosin-If. Gene Ontology annotation, biological process: actin filament organization; vesicle transport along actin filament. The transcript has 11 exons. Gene Ontology annotation, cellular component: cytoplasm; vesicle; myosin complex. The record is from RefSeq and is a predicted model, not a curated record. Gene Ontology annotation, molecular function: microfilament motor activity; actin filament binding; ATP binding. Lineage: Eukaryota; Metazoa; Arthropoda; Insecta; Hymenoptera; Braconidae. The coding region runs from base 271 to 3834 and encodes 1187 amino acids.
CGGUGGCGUGGCACCAUGCUAGCUACUACUUUUACGAAUCAUCUGACUCAUUGGUUUGUUCAUGUGAGACUUAUCACGUCAUACGAAUUACUCACGACACUGGGAGAGACACUUCAGUCGUUUUGAUAUCGUCGGAGGAUAUUCGUCACGUAUUUCAUCAAUUCUUAUAGUGAUGUUAUUCCAGAUUUUUCUUAUCUAUUGAUUUUACCGUCACGUGGAGUUUUUUUGUGAGCUUUACUGUUCGUGUGCAAGUGCUGGAAAAUUUCGACCAUGGUACAGCAUCACUGGCAAAGUCAAAAUGUUAAGGUGUCAGGAGUGGAUGAUAUGGUCCUCCUCCCGAAGAUCACGGAGGAAGCAAUUAUGGAAAAUCUCCGGAAGCGUUAUAUGGAUGAUUAUAUAUUCACAUGCAUUGGUCCUGUUUUGGUGUCGAUCAAUCCGUUCAAACAGAUGCCCUAUUUCGGGGAGAAGGAGGUGCAGAUAUAUCAGGGUGCGGCGCCCUAUGAAAAUCCACCGCACAUAUACGGUUUAGCGGACGACAUGUAUCGCAACAUGUUGAUCGACGUGGAGAGUCAGUGUGUCAUCAUCAGCGGAGAGUCAGGCGCCGGCAAGACGGUUGCAGCCAAGUACAUAAUGGCUUAUGUAUCGAGGGUAAGCGGUGGUGGUGAACGCGUACAGAGAGUCAAGGACAUCAUCCUCGAGUCCAACCCACUGCUUGAGGCCUUCGGCAAUGCUAAGACUAUUAGGAAUAAUAAUAGCAGUCGAUUUGGAAAAUACGUGGAGAUGCAGUUUGGUGACGGCGGACAGCCCAUUGGCGGGAAAAUUACAAAUUUUCUCUUGGAAAAAUCUCGAGUGGUUAGGCACAACACUGGUGAAAGAAGCUUCCACAUUUUUUAUCAACUGGCAUCUGGCGCAAAUGAGCAGAUGAAAUCGGAGUUUGGAUUGAGACAAGAACUUGAUAACUGCGAUUAUAUAAUGAAUUGGGAUGGCUCUGCGCUUCGCCAGGCUGACCGGGGUGGUGGCUCCGAUGCCAAAGAAUUUCAAGAAACUUUGAAAGCCUUGAGUGUUAUGGGAAUCGUAGAAAUGGAGGUAUCAAACCUCUUGAGGAUAGUCUCCGGUAUUCUUCACAUAGGAGGAAUUAAAUUCCGCGAGAAUGGAAAUUAUUCCCAAAUUGCUGAUGGAAGAGCGCUUGAACUCCCUUCGUACCUUCUUGGCAUUUCUGCGGAUCGUCUUUCCCAUAAAUUGACAUCAAGGGAAUUCGAGUCCAAAUGGGGCAGUCAGUCAGAGAGUGUUGAUGUAACACUCAAUGUACCACAGGCACUCUACACACGAGAUGCACUCGCCAAAGAUAUUUAUGCUAGGCUAUUUGAUUACUUGGUGAAACGCGUCAAUUCAGCCAUGCAAACUGCCGGAGACUCCUUCGAAAUAGCUAUUCUCGAUAUCUAUGGUUUUGAAAUAUUUGAGACGAAUGGAUUUGAGCAGUUCUGCAUCAAUUUCGUUAAUGAAAAAUUGCAACAGAUAUUCAUUGAGUUGACGCUCAAAGCAGAACAGGAAGAAUACAUAGCAGAGAACAUCAAAUGGACGCCAAUAGACUACUUUAAUAAUGCGAUUGUGGUUGACCUCCUCGAAGGGAAACGCCCUCCAGGUAUUUUCCUAGUUAUCGAUGAUAUCUGUGCAACGCUGCACAGUGGCACUGGCUCAGCAGAUUCAGACCUCCAGAAAAAGCUCUCGACAGUCUCCAACAACCAUCCGCACUUCCUCGAGACAAGCGAUGGUUUUGCAAUCCUCCACUACGCCGGACAGGUGGUCUACUCGGUUGACGGUUUUUGUGAUAAAAAUCGAGAUGUUCUUUUUACUGAUUUAAUUGAACUCAUGAGGAGCAGUUCCAAUCCUCUCAUCCAGUCCCUCUAUCCCCUUGACGACGAUACCGGAAGAACAAAAACAUUGAAAAAACCUACCACAGCAGGAAGUAAAAUUCGAAGUCAAGCAAGUAGACUAGUUGCACAACUUAUGAAAUGCACUCCACACUACAUUCGUUGCAUAAAGCCCAAUGAAACGAAAAAACCGAGGGACUGGGAUCAAAUGCGAGUGAAGCAUCAGGUGGAAUAUCUGGGAUUAAAAGAGAAUAUUAGAGUGAGAAGGGCUGGUUUUGCUUAUCGCCGAACAUUCGCCAAAUUCCUCCACAGAUAUGCCAUUUUGACACGCGAGACCUGGCCAAUCUGGAGUGGAGACGAGAAAAGGGGAAUUCAGUGGAUUAUGUCGAGCAUUCAUAUCGACGAGAAUCAGUAUCAACUCGGAGCAACCAAGGUCUUCAUCAAAGCCCCCGAGAGCAUCUUCAUGCUGGAGGAGGCUCGAGACCGCAAGUUCAAUUUUUAUGCGAGAAUCAUUCAGAAAGCCUUCAAGAAAUUUUUCGCGAGGAAGAGGCAGGAGAGUGAGAAACAGGCAGCUGCUGACAUAAUGUAUCGUCACAAACAGAGACGAAAACCCAGUCUUGAGAGGAAUUUCGUUGGGGAUUACAUCGGGAUGGAUGGAAGGCCUGGACUCACCGGGCUACUUGGGAGGCGAGAAAAAAUUCUCUUUGCCGAAGUCGUCAGGAAGUACGACCGGAGGUUCAAGAUGUGCAGGAGGGAUCUAGUGCUGACAGGGAAUUGUCUGUAUUUAAUUGGACGAGUGGAGAAGCCUGGGAAAACGGGGAAGGGACGGUUUGCAAGAGGGCAGAGGAUGUCUGAGGAGAUCAUCAAGAGAAAACUCAUGUUCGAGCAGAUAAGUCAUGUAUCUUUGAGCACUCUCCAGGACGAUUUCGUUAUUAUUCAUGUUAAAGAGGACUACGCCACUCUCCUGCAGAUAAUAUUCAAGACUGAAUUUCUGUCGGUUCUCAGCAAAAAGUAUCUCGAAGUUGUGGGGCAUUCUCUCAAUAUCAGAUUCAGCAAUAAUUUGGAGUUCAAAGUUAAGAAGGAGGGAUGGGGUGGAGGGGGCACACGUCAAGUGAAAUUUACGCAGACCGGAUGGGGUGAUGAGGAGGUAUUGAACUCGAAUGGAAAGAUUCUCAACGUCACGAUAGGCCCAGGAUUGCCAGCCAACUCCAGACCCAGCAGAUCAUCCGGACAGAGGAUAUCGACGAGGCCCAUGAAUCAUCGACCUGCACCAGCUGUAUUCAAUAAUCCAUCAAUGAUAAACCAGAAUUCACGGCCUGCGAGGCCUCCAAUGCCCCAGGAACCGAGACCAUCACCAAGGAAAUAUCCAGAUUCUCACAAUACUGUCAAUACUGCGCCAACAAGUUCCAGACCUCAACUGCCACCCAAUCGACCUAAUGUCCGACCCACAGCUCACAAUCACAGCAAUAAUAGCAAUAAUAAAGUCGCUGGGCUGUCAGCAUCUCUAGGUAAAAUGCUGAUAAACCCAUCAGGAGCACCUAGAACAGGUCUCCUGAGGGCUCCUCCACCUCCCUCGGAUCCAGCACCACCGAAUCAACCUAUGAUUCAUCCCUUUACUAGCAACCAGAGGACGGAGAAUAGAAACAGUGAUAAUCGACUAUCUGGUGGAGUUACUGGACUCGAUGAUCCUAAUCAGAGGCUAGCUGCUACUCUUCUGAUGCAUUCCAAUAGAAAUAAAGGACCUCAACCUCAACGACUACCACCGAGACCACCCCCAGUCUCUAUCCAGAGUUUUCCUAGAGUCAAGGCUCUCUAUGACUAUAAUCCACAAGACUUGGAUGAGUUGGCAUUGAAGGAAGGAGAUAUCAUUGAAGUAUUAAAAGAACAUGAAGGAGGCUGGUGGCAGGGCAGACUGAAUGGGAAGACUGGCCUCUUUCCGUCCAACUACGUAGAAAAAAUUUAAAGGAUGCGCUAAACAUUUUGAUUUAUAAUUCCAUUUGUAUCUUAUUUUUAUAAUUCCAUCGAGCCUUCCAAAGAGACACUCACGUGUCAAUUGUCUAAUCCGAUAGAUCACCAUUUGUAUAUGUACAGGAGUAAUAAAAAAAUGUCAAGUCACUUAUCAUGUCUGUUGUCUGUUUGUUUCGUAAUGGGAAUAUUUUUCAUUUGAUGGUCUCACGGAAUCACUCGCACUGCCCUCAAUUCGAGGUAUGCGUGAAAUUAUGGAAUUUCAACACGAGGAGUAGAGGUUUUUUAUGAUUCAUUUGAAUUCAAUGACUUUAUUGAUUUCUUCAAAUUAAAAAUUCACUACUUACGAAAUUCAUAAGGUCUACUGUAAAUGAUAAAUAGAACCAUAAUGAGGAGGCGAGAGUGGCGUUUACAGAGAUGAAAUUCUUAAAUAAUUCGUAUAAUGAAAACGAUAAAUUCGAUAAUGUGAAUUUUCUUUCGCUUGCAUGUAUUUACAUCAUGUGGACGAUUUAUUCUUGCCAUUUUAGGACAAUAAGCAUCACGCAUUAAAUAUCAUUUAUUUAUAUUAUUGUUAAAGCUUUUUUUAUCUUUAGUGGAUUGAGUUACCAGUGAAAAUGUCUCUUCAAACAAAAAACAAUUAGCGAAUUUUUUAAACAAUGUUAAGUAAUUAUUCUUCAGUUUAUCCGAUGAAACUGAAGAUCUUACAUACCUUAAAAUCAAUUAACAACAUUCACAGAAAAUUGUUUUGGCAAUUAAUUUUUUCAUUCUGAUUCAAAAAGAUACUCCUCGAUUAAUUUUCGUCAACGCGAAUUAAAAAAAUCUCGAGCACACGACUUGUUCUUUAAAUAUUAUUUUUAGAAUCUUCAUUAUGCAUAAAAACGUGCGCAUUAAAUUUGCAAAUGAAUAAUAGAUAUUGGUUGAAUUCACAGUCACAUCGAUGUGAUUAUAAUUCUGAGAUGAACCUAAAUAA